AUGACCCUCGGGGUGGCAGCCGGAGCACUCCCAGUCAUCACACUUUCAAACGGCCAAAAAGUCCCCACCGGCACUGUCGGCGCCUUGCUGAUGAACAUCAAAACAUACGAUGAAGCAAACGAGGCGCAACGAGUUGAGAUCAAGCCCUCGAUUCAAGCGGCUAUUCCUACCCUAUGCCAAGUCGGUCUGUUUGAUCUUUUUACCCCCGAGGAAUGGGCAUCAAAGCGCAGCCCUGGUCGGAGCCUAGUGGGCAAACUAGCCCAAGACUACGUAAUGUAA
Messenger RNA from Penicillium angulare, 279 nucleotides. RefSeq lists its product as uncharacterized. The record is from RefSeq and is a predicted model, not a curated record. Lineage: Eukaryota; Fungi; Ascomycota; Eurotiomycetes; Eurotiales; Aspergillaceae. The transcript has a single exon. The coding region runs from base 1 to 279 and encodes 92 amino acids.